UGGAGCCCCUUGGUUUAAUUAUAGGCUGUACCUUGCUUAUCCCACUUGCACCAUUCCCACUUUGACGUUAACACCAUCCAUCCAACAGAAGCUACAGUACUUGGUUGUAACUUGGCAUUCUUUUUUUCUCCUCAGCUUCACCAGCUUCUGGUCUGUGUUUGCAUAGAGCCAGCAACGUCGCCUUCUUCGACCGCUGUCGUUUGUUCUCUUCCGCUUUCGUUCUCAGGCUUGGCUUCGUCGUUCGACUUGCAGCUCGCGCCUUGGCCUACAGCCUCAGGUACUUGGGAGAUAGCCAUUACGAGUCGACCCUUCGAUAAGCGAUGAGCAUACGUUUUCGUCGACGAUUAUAACGAUUUACUCGAACCUUGCCUUCAUCAUCUGUCGCUCGUUAUAAAACCGAUUCGAAUCAAUUCAAACUGAACACGCAACCUUGAUACCUGGCCUUUGCGCCGCAAUUUAAUCUUCUCUCCCUUCUUAUCACUCUCCUGUGAUGGAAAAGUUCCCCGACUUCAUCGAUACGCCCCUGGGCGAGUCACCGCCAGAGAGCCCUUUGAAUCCUCCCGGGUGGGCAAAUGGCGCACCUCCUCGUCCCUCAGAUCGAUGGCGACCCGCCUCGAAAUCAGAUAAUGGCUGGUCAACGGCUCCUCGAGGGCACAAUCGACAAAAGAGCCUCACGGAUGCUAUUCGUACAAUAAGAGGUCGCAAUGGCAGUGUUAGCCAGAACGCCCACGAGAUUGCCGAUGCCCUACGUGCCCCUGUCUCUCCGAAGCUUAUUAUUCUGUGCCUGUUGUGGUACACUUCGUCUGCCCUUACAAACACCUCCUCCAAGUCCAUCUUGAUAGCCUUUGACAAGCCCGCUACCUUGACGCUGGUCCAAUUCGCUUUCGUCUCCUCGUUAUGUAUCUUCAUGGCAUGGCUUGCGACCAUCUUCCCAGUCUUGCGAGCCAAAAUUACAGCUCUCAAGCACCCGAUUCGAAAGCCAACUCGCGACGUUAUCAGAACGACUCUGCCUUUAGCCGCAUUCCAGAUCGGUGGUCACCUUCUUAGCUCGACAGCUACCUCAAAGAUCCCUGUGUCACUUGUCCAUACCAUCAAGGGUCUUUCACCCCUCUUUACCGUUCUCGCUUAUAGAAUCGUGUACGACAUUCGGUACCCCAAGACGACGUACCUGUCUCUGAUCCCUCUCACACUCGGCGUCAUGUUGGCCUGCUCGGGCAAAACGACCUAUGGUGGAGAGCUCAUUGGUGUCAUCCAUGCUCUUUUGGCUACCGUCAUCUUCGUUACCCAAAACAUCUUCUCUAAGAAGCUCUUCAACGAGGCUGCUAAAGCGGAGGCUGAGUCGCCCCAUUCACUACCUAAGAAGUUGGAUAAGCUCAACUUACUUUGCUACUCUUCUGGCAUGGCUUUUCUUCUCACAUUGCCCAUCUGGCUUUGGUCUGAAGGAUUCACUCUUCUCAUGAACUUCUACCACGAGGGCUCGAUAGACUUGAAUGAGCAACCCAACUCGAUGGACCAUGGAAGACUCACGCUUGAGUUUGUCUUUAACGGUGUCUUCCAUUUUGGCCAGAACAUUCUCGCCUUCAUCCUGCUCUCCAUGGUCUCCCCUGUUACCUAUUCAGUAGCAAGUCUCAUCAAGCGUGUGUUCGUCAUUGUCUUGGCUCUGGUAUGGUUCAGGAGUCCCACAACUCCCCUACAAGGUGUGGGCAUUGCUCUCACCUUUCUGGGUCUGUACUUGUAUGACCGAACAAAGUCUGGCAACAAGGCCGAUCAAAAGGCUCAGUCGAUGCAGAUUAAGCGAUCAUCGAUUCUCCCCAUCACAAAUAAUGGAUUGCGCCCAACACCUAUCAUGGAAUCCCCUCAAAGUACUGAGCUCAACGCCCGUUCUUAUCCCUACCAUGAAGGCUACUUUGGUCGACCGUCUGCGGCAGAAGAUCCAAAAAAGUCAGACGAUGGUGUUCCUCGCAGCCGUACUCCUGGCACUGGUAAUGGAGGCUGGCUCCCUCCAGGAACCAAACAGGAAGACACAUGGCAGCCAGGCGAUCGAGUUGCUGGCGUUGCAUGAUAUUUCUCAUGAGUAUGUGUUAGAUUGCGUAUUUCUUUGGUGAACAGGUUUGGUGUUUCGAAUUCAAACAAUCAAAAAGAUAUGAGAGCUAGAGUUUCUCGUGUAAGGUGUUGUUACUUUAUGUCCCGAUAUCUAGAUGAAGGGCUUUGGGUUCCUGUAUGACAUAUCAUGGGAUGGCGUUUUUUGUUUUGAGAGACAAGACACAACGACACUUGUGAGGCCCUCCUUUUUCAAGGGAGCGCCGGAUGCGAUGCAUCAUUAGGUGGAUAUGGAAUGAUAAUGCUGGACUAUUUUGGAUAGAUGAGCCUGCGAUCACAGCUCGAGCGUGACGUAUUAACGAUCUGGUUUAAAAUCUUGCUUGAUAUAUGCUUUAAUCGAGAUGCCCUACUGGUCUACUAUAUGCGUCGGGUAUCAAUCUAUCAGCCAUUCUUCAACUUCGACGCCUAUACUUCUCCCUAUUCCUCGUAUCACCUCCCAUGCAACAUUAAUCCUCCACUUGCCUCCUCGAUCCAUGACAUCUCCUGCGCCUCCUACUCGUGUCAACAGUCUUAAGCUCGCAAGCGUCGAUACAGCCAUGGCUACAUCUGCAUCGAGGCCGGCAGCGCCUACGGCGGUGCCAUCUGCCCAUUCAUUUCGUACAGCGGCAAAGAUAGCCAUCAUUCGCUCGAGAACAAAGGCGUGUGCGCCAAGGAGUUUGCGGGCGAUCUUGCGAUGCUUCGUCCGUGUAGCUCCCCGAGCAACAAUACCUCCUCGGCGGCGCUUGCGGCCAUGAUGAUAUGUCGAGAAGAGUGUGAGAUCAUGGCGGGUUGCAUUGUGGGAGGCGAGAUAAGCUGAUAGCAGCAGGAGACGAGCUGUCGUAGGGAGAAGGUUUGUGAGAUCGGUUGCUGAGACUGUAGGUUUCGUC
Messenger RNA from Fusarium odoratissimum NRRL 54006, 2966 nucleotides. RefSeq lists its product as uncharacterized. The record is from RefSeq and is a predicted model, not a curated record. Gene Ontology annotation, biological process: phosphoenolpyruvate transmembrane import into Golgi lumen. Gene Ontology annotation, cellular component: Golgi apparatus; endoplasmic reticulum. The transcript is spliced from 2 exons. The coding region runs from base 491 to 2062 and encodes 523 amino acids. Lineage: Eukaryota; Fungi; Ascomycota; Sordariomycetes; Hypocreales; Nectriaceae. Gene Ontology annotation, molecular function: phosphoenolpyruvate transmembrane transporter activity; antiporter activity.